Molecule: messenger RNA, 612 nt
Organism: Colletotrichum phormii
Lineage: Eukaryota; Fungi; Ascomycota; Sordariomycetes; Glomerellales; Glomerellaceae
Exons: 3
Coding region: 146-472 (108 amino acids)
Source: RefSeq, a predicted model, not a curated record
CCCGCCCGUUGUGCCUUUUCAGGUUUCCAACCACUCCUCCCCUCGCCUCAACUUGGACACCGAUAAUUAACAAGCCUCUCGCCAAAAACGCUGUGAAGCACACCUUGCCGGCACUGAACGGAUUAGUCGGCCUUGACACCUCGGAAUGUCCUUCUUUCGCAAAACCUUGAGUCGCGGUGACAAACCGGAAGCGAAACCAGAACUUGAAAAGAAAGAUACAUGGUCCAGUACGGAGACAACACAAACAGCACCGAAACCAGGUCCAGGGUCGGAAUUCCCAUGCGAGGAGGUGAUGAGAGCGAGAUAUCAUGAUUCCGCAAAGUUGAAGACAUCGCUGGACACAAUCUAUGGCCAAGGGAAUUAUAAAGUUAAGGAAAGAGCCAACAGAUUCAUCCUCAUGCUACCAAGGCCUUUGAAAAAAGGCGAGCUAGCAGCAAUCGAAAAACGCAUUAGGGUACACUACAACGAUUGAGUUAGUUGGCCUUCAUGCUCGGGAUGUGGAAGUUCUGACCUUUCGAACUGGAACGUUGUAUGGAAGUUGAAUGCAUGCGUAAAGAAGACGGGACACCCUGCCAUUUCUCCUUGAAAUCGGGCAAUAGAUGAUGGUAUUAU